Dibothriocephalus latus is the source of this 354-nucleotide messenger RNA. The record is from the annotation of a GenBank genome assembly. Lineage: Eukaryota; Metazoa; Platyhelminthes; Cestoda; Diphyllobothriidea; Diphyllobothriidae.
AUGAACCCAUCGGAAGCGGAAGCAGGAUUACCCGCACUCUCCACCGUGGAGACGAAACUAAACACCACUUUCCCUCAAAAUAUGUCACAGUCCACACUGAGGGGCAAGGCCGCUAACAAGAUAAAUAUCGAUCAACCCGCGCCCGACAAUUACAGCCACACCUUCAAAUUGCUGAUCGAUAAUCGCGGUCACAUCUUUGAUGUCUUCGCCACCUACACACCGGCGAUGCUCCUGGCUGCGUGCCUUUCCUUCACAGGCUUCUUGCUCUUCGUCUUUCUGAAUUGUAUUCGGCCCCGAGCCUCGUCACGCCAAAAGGAUGUUCAGGUUGAGAACGUUUCUGAAAUCGCUUUUUAG